AGAAGCUCCACCAUUCUAAUGUUUUCACAUCCCCUCCCCUUCCCCCCUCUCUCCCUGCCUCCUGCCUGGCCGUGGCAUAACCCCUCCCACCGUUAAGAGCGAUCAGUGAAUGAGAGCCGCCGUGUCAGUCCGGCUCCUCCCCAGGGCACGGCCACUGGGAGCAACAGGUGCUUCGGCUACCCCUCGGGACAGAAAGAGCAAUAGACAGCGAGACUGACUGGGUGAGAGAGGGAGAGAAAGUGCCGGUGAGAGAAAGGUAGUAGGACACAGCAAGAGAAGGAUGUACAGCAGAAAAGAAAGCUCAAACGGACAAAAAUAGAAAAGAGCCUGGGAGCUUUGGCCUGGUUUCUCCCCUGUUCUUCAAUUGGCGUGCUCACCUGUCUUUUCCUUCACCACGGACUUUCCCAAGAGGACCCAUACACACUCAAACACACACACACACAGACACACUCAUAUCCUAAAGGGAGACAGCGAGAGAGGAGAGGCAGUGCUGAAUCGCUGAGAGGGUCUCCCCAUGGUGACUUCUGAUGUCCAGGAAUAAACAGGCGCUAUGGUCAUUCUACAGCAGGGGGACUAUGUGUGGUUGGAUCUGAAGACCGGCCGAGAGUUUGACGUCCCUAUUGGUGCUGUGGUAAAGCUAUGUGAAUCUGGACUGAUCCAGGUUCUGGAUGACGAAGGAAAUGAGCACUGGAUCUCACCCCAAAAUGCCACCCACAUUAAACCCAUGCACCCCACUUCUGUGCAUGGGGUGGAGGACAUGAUCCGUCUGGGUGACCUGAAUGAGGCCGGAAUCCUCCGCAACCUGCUUAUCCGCUACACUGAACACGUCAUCUAUACUUACACAGGGUCGAUCCUGGUGGCAGUGAAUCCCUAUCAGCUGCUGCCCAUUUACACGGCCGAACAGAUCCGCCUCUACACCAACAAGAAGAUUGGGGAGAUGCCGCCCCACAUUUUUGGCAUCGCUGACAACUGCUACUUCAAUAUGCAGCGCAGCAACAAGGACCAGUGCUGCAUUAUCAGUGGUGAGUCAGGAGCGGGAAAGACAGAGAGCACUAAGCUGAUUCUGCAGUUCCUUGCUUCCAUCAGCGGGCAGCACUCCUGGAUCGAACAGCAGGUCUUAGAGGCCAACCCAAUACUGGAAGCUUUUGGCAAUGCAAAGACCAUUCGUAAUGACAACUCCAGCCGGUUUGGAAAAUACAUUGAUAUACACUUCAACAAGAAAGGAGCGAUCGAGGGAGCCAAAAUUGAGCAGUACUUGUUGGAGAAGUCCAGAGUAUGCAGACAGGCUCAAGAUGAGAGGAACUAUCACAUCUUCUACUGCAUGUUGAAGGGCAUGACUCCCACUGAGAAAAAGGACCUGAACCUUGGCCAGGCCAUAGACUACACCUACCUCACCAUGGGAAAUUGCACCGUGUGUGAUGGCCGUGAUGACCUGAAGGACUACUGCAACAUCCUUUCUGCCAUGAAGGUGCUGAUGUUCACAGAGACUGAGAACUGGGAGAUCUCUAAGCUGCUAGCUUCCAUCCUGCAUAUGGGCAACAUUCACUUCAGAGCUCGGACAUACGCCAAUCUGGAUGCCUGUGUGGUGGUGCAGUCUCCUGAUCUUGUCACUGCGACAAUGCUGCUGGAGGUGAAACCUAGAGACAUGAUGGACUGUUUGACUACCCGCACCCUCAUCACCCGGGGAGAGUCUGUCUCCACUCCUCUCAGCAUGGACCAGGCACUGGACGUCCGGGAUGCCUUUGUAAAGGGAAUUUACGGAAGGUUGUUUGUAUGGAUUGUGGACAAGAUCAAUGCUGCCAUCUACAAGCCACCCGCCAGUGAGACCCAAUUGGUCAGGAAAUCCAUUGGCCUCCUGGACAUCUUUGGGUUUGAGAACUUCACUAUCAAUAGUUUUGAGCAGCUGUGCAUCAACUUUGCAAAUGAGAACCUGCAGCAGUUCUUUGUGCGGCAUGUGUUCAAGCUGGAACAGGAGGAGUACAAUUUGGAGAACAUUAACUGGCAACACAUCGAGUUCACUGACAACCAGGAUGCCCUCGACAUGAUCGCCAUCAAGCCAAUGAACAUCAUCUCUCUCAUUGAUGAAGAGAGCAAAUUCCCUAAGGGGACAGAAGCCACAAUGCUCUAUAAGCUGAACUCUCAGCACAAACUGAACUCAAACUACAUCCCCCCAAAGAACACCUACGAGACUAAAUUUGGUAUCCAGCACUUUGCCGGGGUGGUGCACUAUGAGACCAAAGGCUUUCUGGAGAAGAACAGGGACAGCCUCCAUGGUGACAUCAUCCAGCUGGUUCAUUCCUCCAAGAACAAGUUCAUCAAGCAGAUCUUCCAGGCCGAUGUUGCCAUGGGCGUGGAGACGAGGAAGCGUUCUCCAACGCUCAGCAGCCAGUUCAAGCGCUCCCUGGAGCUGCUGAUGAGGACGCUCGGCGCGUGCCAGCCCUUCUUCGUGCGCUGCAUCAAACCCAACGAGUUCAAGAAGCCCAUGCUAUUUGACAGAGAGCUGUGUGUCAGGCAGCUGCGCUAUUCUGGCAUGAUGGAGACCAUCCGUAUCCGCCGAGCUGGAUAUCCCAUACGCCAUACCUUCACAGAGUUUGUGGACCGCUACCGCGUACUUGUGCCUGGUGUCAAACCUGCCCACAAACAGGAAGACUUGCAUGGGACAUGUCAGUGCAUUGCUGAGGGUGUCCUGGGGAGAGAAGGUGACUGGCAGAUUGGGAAGACUAAGAUCUUCCUCAAGGAUCACCAUGACAUGAUGCUGGAGAUUGAGCGGGACAAGGCCAUCACUGACAAGGUCAUUCUCAUUCAAAAGGCAGUGAGGUGUUUCAAAGAAAGAACUCGUUUUCUGAAGAUGAAAAAAUCUGUGAUUUUGAUCCAGAAAAUGUGGAGAGGGUACUACUGUCGAAAGAACUACAGUGCAAUGCAGAUUGGCUUUUUGCGGCUACAGGCUCUUUUCAGAUCCCGUAAGCUGUGCAGAACCUACCGGUCAGCUCGGUACCAUGUCACCCACCUUCAAGCGUGUUGUCGGGGGUUUCUGGUGAGGCAGGUCUUCCAACGCCAGUUGUGGGCUGUCGUCACCAUUCAGGCCUAUGUCCGUGGAAUGAUCACACGCAGGCUGUGCAAGCAGCUAAAGAUUGAGUACCAGCGUCGCCUGGAAGCAGAGAGGUUGCGAAUGGCAGAGGAGGAGAAGCUCUUGAACCUGAUGACAGCCAGGAGAGCCAAAGCAGAGGCAGAAAGGAAACACCAGGAGCGUCUGGCAGAGCUGGCCCAGGAGGAAGCGGAGCGCAAGAGGAGAGAGCAGGAGGACGCACGAAGGAAGAAGGAGAUGAUGGAGGAAGUAGAGAAGGCCAAGCAGGAGCCUGUCAAUGACUCAGACAUGGUGGACAAGAUGUUUGGCUUCCUGGGCUCUACCAACUCCUUCCCUGGCCACGAGGGACAGGCCCCGGAUGGCUUUGAGGAUUUGGAACAAGCCAGAAUGGCCCUGGAAGAUGAAGACCUGGAAGAGUCCCUUCCACUCCCAGAUGAUGAGGAAGAGGACAUUUCAGAGUACAAGUUUGCCAAGUUUGCUGCCACCUACUUCCAGGGCACCACCACACACACCUACAUCCGACGCCCACUCAAGCAGCCACUGCUCUUCCAUGAGGACGAGGGAGAUCAGCUGGCUGCCCUUGCCGUCUGGAUCACGAUUCUGAGGUUCAUGGGAGAUCUCCCAGAGCCCAAGUAUCAGAUGGUCAUCAGCGACGGCAGUGAGAAGAUUCCGGUCAUGACCAAGAUCUACGAGACCCUGAGCAAGCGAACCUACCAAAAGGACCUGGAAGAGGAGGAGAGCACUCACAAUGAAAGUCAGAAGAGGAACAGUGUUCGCCACAAGCUUGUGUCCCUCACACUCAAGAAAAAGUCUAAAAUCACAGAGGAGGUGGCCAAGCGUCUGAGUGAUGGCGAAUACACUGUACAGGUGAACAGUAUGCUGGAGGACCGCCCCACCUCUAACCUGGAAAAGCUGCACUUCAUCAUAGGCAACGGCAUCCUACGCCCAGCCCUCAGAGAUGAGAUCUACUGUCAGAUAUGUAAGCAGCUGUCACAGAACUCAUCAAGGACCAGCAACACCCGGGGCUGGAUCCUCAUCUCCCUCUGUGUGGGCUGCUUUGCUCCCACUGAAAAAUUUGUCAGAUAUUUACGCAACUUCAUCAAUGGAGGUCCCCCUGGCUAUGCCCCCUUCUGCGAGGAGAGAUUGAUAAGGACCUUCAUGAAUGGGACGCGGACACAGCCUCCCUCCUGGUUGGAACUUCAGGCAACAAAGUCCAAAAAGCCCAUCAUGCUACCAGUGACCUUCAUGGACGGCACAACCAAGACCCUGCUGACGGACUCAGCCACCACAGCCCAUGAGCUGUGCAACGCCCUCGCCGAAAAGAUCAACUUGAGAGACCGAUUUGGCUUCUCCAUCUACAUUGCCCUGUUUGACAAGGUGUCCUCUUUGGGCAGCGGGAACGACCAUGUGAUGGACGCGGUGUCCCAGUGCGAGCAGUAUGCCAAGGAGCAGGGCGCGCAGGAGCGCAACGCCCCCUGGAGGCUGUUUUUCCGCAAGGAGAUCUUUACCCCCUGGCACAACCCAACUGAGGACAGUGUGGCCACCAACCUGAUCUACCAGCAGACCAUCCGCGGGGUCAAAUUUGGGGAGUACCGCUGUGACCGGGAAGAGGACCUGGUGGCCUUAGCCUCACAGCAGUACUAUGUGAGCUAUGGGGCUCAGAUCCUCCAGGAGCGGCUGCUCAGCCUCGUCCCCUCCUACAUCCCUGAUCGUGAGAUCAGCUCCUCCAAGACCUUGGAGAAAUGGGCACAGCUCAUUGUGACUGCUCACAAAAAGGCAAUCUACACACAGAAGAGAAUAGACCCACAGAGGAUCAAGGAGGAAGUUGUGGAUUUCACUCGGUUCAAGUGGCCUUUGCUCUUUUCACGAUUCUAUGAGGCCUUCAAAUUUUCUGGUCCCAGCUUGCCAAAGAAUGAUGUCAUUGUGGCUGUGAACUGGACUGGUGUUUACUUUGUGGAUGAACAAGAGCAGGUCCUGCUGGAGCUGUCCUUCCCAGAGAUCACUGCAGUUUCUAGCAGCAGAGGAGGUAAACUCCAGGGGCAGAGUUUCACAUUGGCUACCAUCAAAGGGGAUGAAUACACCUUCACCUCUAACAACGCUGAGGAUAUACGGGAUCUCGUGGUCACCUUCCUGGAUGGCUUGCGAAGGAAGUCAAAGUUUGUGGUCACUCUGCUGGAUAGCCCCAAUGCACCUAGGGAGGAUUCCAUGUUCCUCAGCUUUGCUAAAGGUGACCUCAUUCUGCUAGACCAGGACUUCACCGGCGAGCAAGUGAUGAAUUCGGGAUGGGCACAUGGUGUCAACGACAGGACUAAAGAGAGCGGUGACUUCCCAACCGACCUAGUUUAUGUGCUCCCAUGUGUCACCAGACCCCAGUACGAUCUUGUGGCCUUGGUCACCAUGUCCCCAGAACAGCGUAGGCCCUCGAUCAGCCUGUCGCAGCUAGUGCUGGCUGAGGGAGUGGAGAAGGUUAAGCCCUAUACCCUGGAGGAGUAUUCAUAUGACUAUUUCAGACCCCCUCAGAAAAGUACUUUGAGCCGAGUGAUGAUCACUAAGGGCCGGGUGAAGGAUCAGCUGUGGUGCUGCACCAGGGAUCCCAUCAAGCAACCACUACUCAAGAAGGUUCUUAACCAUGAGGAGCUCUCCCAGGAGGCCUGCAUGGCCUUCAUCUCUAUCCUGAAGUACAUGGGUGAUUACCCAUCCAAAAGAGCGCGCUCUGUAAAUGAGCUCACUGACCAGAUAUUUGAAGGUGCAUUGAAGGCGGAGCCUCUGAAAGAUGAAAUCUUCAGCCAGAUCAUCAAACAGCUCACAGAAAACCACGUCAAAUACAGUGAGGAGAAGGGCUGGGAGCUGCUGUGGUUGUGCACAGGGCUCUUUCCUCCCAGCACUGUGCUCCUGCCCCAUGUCCAGAGGUUCCUGCAAUCCAAGAAGCACCACCCCCUCGCCCCCGACUGUAUGCAGCGGCUGCAGAAAGCUCUGCGAAAUGGGUCCAGGAAGUAUCCCCCACACUUAGUGGAGGUUGAAGCCAUCCAGCACAAGACCACCCAGAUCUUCCACAAAGUCUUCUUCCCUGAUGAAACAGACGAGGUUUUUGAAGUGGAGUCAAGCACAAAGGCCAAGGACUUCUGUGUCCGCAUCUCCAGCAGGUUACAUCUCCAGUCCUCAGAGGGCUUCAGUCUGUUUGUGAAGAUCGCCGAUAAGGUGAUCAGUGUACCAGAGGGUGAUUUCUUCUUUGACUUCGUCAGACACCUCACUGAUUGGAUCAAAAAAGCCAGACCAGCAAAGGAUGGUGUAGUGCCUCCAUUGACCUAUCAGGUGUUCUUCAUGAAGAAACUAUGGACCAACACUGUCCCAGGGAAAGACUCCAUGGCUGACUGUAUGUUCCAUUACUACCAGGAACUUCCUAAAUACCUGCGAGGUUACCACAAGUGCUCACGUGAGGAGGUCGCCCAGCUUGGGGCCCUCAUCUACCGUGUCAAGUUUGAGGAAGACAAGUCUCAUUUUCCCAACAUUCCUAAGAUGCUGAAAGACAUGGUGCCCCAGGAUCUCAUCCGCCAGUUCUCGCCUGAUGACUGGAAGCGAUGUAUUGUGGGAUACUUCAACAAACAGGCAGGAAAAUCCAGAGAGGAGGCCAAGCUCAUGUUCCUGAAAAUCCUUUUUAAGUGGCCCACAUUUGGGUCUGCCUUCUUUGAAGUAAAGCAAACCACUGAGCCAAAUUUCCCCGAGAUCCUGGUGAUAGCAAUAAAUAAGCAUGGAGUCAGUUUAAUAGACCCAAAAACCAAGGACAUCUUAACCACACAUCCCUUCACCAAGAUCUCCAACUGGAGCAGUGGCAACACAUACUUCCACAUCACCAUCGGCAACCUGGUGCGGGGCAGCAAGCUUCUGUGUGAGACCUCACUGGGCUACAAGAUGGAUGACCUCCUUACUUCCUACAUCAGCCAGAUGUUGAGUACCAUGAGCAAGCAGCGCAGUGCUCGUGGCAACAGCAACUGAACGCGUUGCAGAAGGAUGUGGAGCUCCUGUACCUGCUAUACCCCUCUAGGAUCUGCCCCUCCCCACUAACUCUGCCAAUUUGUGAGCGUUAGGCCAUAUUCAGUAUUUCUGAGUAUUUAGUAUUUUCUUUCUAGUGUGAUGAACGCACGUCAAAACACACACACCCACUGCUUUGGCCGAUUUUGGCAAUUUUCAGACCAACAUCGUGAUGGGAAAGAGUUGUGAGGAAAGCUUUUGGGCCUUGUUGCAUUCAUGCACACAGCAGUCUUUGAUCUGGUUCUGGAGCAUUUGAACCUUCUGUUGUUGGACUCAGUAGUGGCCAAGACUGUACCAAAGCCAUUCUACGGGCUAAAGAAAUGAUGACAACUGUAACUUUGGGAAAAGGUUUGUGUUAACAUUUGGAGAAUGGUACGUGUUAGCUUGAGUGUACCUUCACUCAAUUGCAAUCAUGCAAUUGAGUUUCAUCAGGAUUUAGCCAUUUUAAUUCCUGCCUUAAAGCCUUAAGGUACUGCUUUUCUUUUUCAUUUUAAGGUAUUUUAGGUCAUUUUUUAAAUUACAACAUUGUUUAGGUUUACAUGUUUCAAGUAAUCAGUCUAUUUAUGCUUUAUUAACUGAUUUGUGUCCUCAGUGUCUCAAAUACAAUCAAAAAGUAGUGAUGCAUUUAUGAAUGCAUUGUUCCUGAUUCAGGUGCUAUUGAGAGCAAGACAACAAGCACAAAACAUUAUUGCAAAGUUUUACACUGUUGCAGUAAAUUUGUGGCCAGUUUCUUUUUCUUUUUUUACAACCCCCGAGUCACAACUUUCCAGAUAUACUGUCAAUACAUCCAGAUCACACUUUUCUACAGUAAAAUGUUUUUGAAGGCAUGUUUACUAAUGGACAAAAACACAUUUUCACAACCUAAAUAUGACUUAUAUGGCAAUUGUAUGGGGUGCCAUAUAGCAUUCUAAUUAAAAUCCCUUUCAAGAGGGAAAAGCUUAAAGCAUAGAUCCUGUGCUCUCAAAGCACAGUCCAUCAUGGCUUUCUAAACUUGCACAAAAUCUAGGUUUUAGUCUAACAAUAACUCUAAAUUUCCCUUUAUUUCCCCAUCACCUUUUGUUUGGGGUGUCAUUCAGCUACUAAUUAAAAAGGCACCUUUGAUAUUGGACCACAAUUAGACACCAUAUGCCAUACAAGCUCAUUAAGAACAAACCUGUUUUGGUCUGGUCUUAAAUUGACUAUUGGCCUUUUUGUGGAAGCUAAAGAAUACUUGGCCAGGGUUUAUUGUAGCCCUGUGAACUAUCAAGGGAUGUUAUGCCCUGUUAAUUAUUACAACAGACAUUAUCAUAAUCAUUAAAAAAAAUUAAUCAGCUACUCUUUUUUUUAACAAAGUCUUUUUCAGUUUUUCACAAGUAUUAAAAAGACAACUUUAACAGAAAAAGCAUAACCAACAGGUUCCUAUCAACCCCCACCCCGAGUCCCCACUCAAAAUACUGAACAAUUACAUCAGACAUCCAAAAAAGAAGAAGGUGAGAAAAACAGAAAUAAUGGGUUAUGUUGUCAACUUCAACACCCUCAACAAAGGAUGGCUAUGACUGCAAAAUAGCACAGAAUUUCCUAGUAGAACCUCUGAUAGUACAGUAUAUCUAAGAUGAUACAUGAUCUGUCUGAUCCAGUGACCAUAUGUUGGCGGGAUGUGGUCUUUUCAUUUGAACAGUGUGGCCAAGAGAGAACAAAAGGCCAACAUAUUAAUUUUGUAGCUAUUGAGAGGGGCACCUGCCAGGGCCACACCAAAUAGUGCAAUUAAUGGAGGUGGGUCUUAAAGAUGGAUUGCCAGAAUGUAUGCAACUUUGGACAUGACCAAAACAUGUGCUAAUCUGCUAGUCUUCAGACACAUUUUUUGAGAAAGUUUGAUGCUGACCUUGAUGUAGAGCAUGGAGAACCGAGACUAAGAACUUCAGUCCACUGGCGGCCUACACUUCCAAGUGCUCUGGUAGAAUACCAAGUGUGUAAAUGGGUUACUGAAUGUGAAAAAUGUAAAACUGUAAACAUUGUAAGGGCCCAUGGAGGAAGACGUAUUAUGAGAUAAUAAUGUAAAUAUUUGAAUCAAUUCAGUCAAUUGAUUGAUAUAAUUCAUUUUAAUCUUCAGUAUUUUAUUUGGAGAAUAUUUAUGACAUGAUUUUUUAUAAAAUAAUCAGUGUUAUAGUGAUUAUCAUAUUGAACAUUGGAUACCAGAUUGAUUGGCAACCAGUCAAGAGGUACUAAGUAAAGUGUUCCUUAAGUCACUUGUAUAUGGUAUAUACUGUACACAUAUCAGUGCAUCUACAUUACAUAAAGAAAUGCUAUUCAAACUGUGAGGAAUGUGAUAAACUAGCAUUUCAUAGCAACACUGUGUAUUUUGCUCUCACAAAGAUGGCAAAUGUCAAUAAAGGUUCAUGUUCGUGUUGGCACAUAUUA
Molecule: messenger RNA, 9511 nt
Organism: Anguilla rostrata (American eel)
Lineage: Eukaryota; Metazoa; Chordata; Actinopteri; Anguilliformes; Anguillidae
Product: unconventional myosin-VIIa-like
Exons: 48
Coding region: 551-7078 (2175 amino acids)
Cellular component (GO): cytoskeleton; myosin complex
Molecular function (GO): ATP binding; cytoskeletal motor activity; protein binding
Source: RefSeq, a predicted model, not a curated record